AUAUAUAUAUAUAUAUAUAUAUACACACACACACACGAGUGUAUCUGACUUACUAGCAAGACAAAUCAGGUUGCAGUAUGGUUACUUCUGAAUGGUGGGAAAAUUGAGGCAAAAUGAGUCUCCUUGUUUUACUGAUUUGUACAUUAUUACAUGUAAACACAGUACUUAAGACUUUUGUUUCAUUUCUUCAACUUAAAGGAGCUUGUCUUUCAAUGUAUGUAACUGCUGCAGCUAGAACAGUGACUAGUUUUAUGUCACAUUUUGAUUUAAUUUAUUAUUUUUUUAACUGUAAUAGAGCGAUAGGUUAUCAACUUUAUUGGUCACAUUUUUAUAUUUCCAAGCCAACAGGCAUUUUUAAGAAAAAGGUGUUAAAGUUUCUAAAUUUUCAGUAAAUUGUUUAUAAUGGCUUAGUUGCCCAACAGCACCUGCUGCACUUUGUAAAAGCUUUCAUUUUAAUCAUGGUUUAAAAGUGUUUGACUGAAAAUACUCUGUGGAAAGUAGCAUAUCCUCUCCUUCUCUUUUUCCACUUUAGUAGUUUCACUUAAUGGUGUUGAAUGGCAGCUCAAAAUUUUCCAAGGUAGAAGUCAGCAUUAUCACACCUAACCAGCAGAACAAGAGAGUUUCUUCCCUGUAUUGCUCAACUGUGUCUUUGGUCACAUUUCAAGUUGUGAUUCUGCAAAAUAAAUGCAACAUAAUGGAGAAUCAGUCAGUUGAAAGUAUGAUUCAUCAGUAGCAGUUACUUUUAUGUAUCGAACAUAUAAACACUGAGAUUCUUGAACAAAUGUUUGACUUUUGCGAAGGGCAGUCUGAACAAAAACAAUUUCAGUGACACCCGGACAUUAGGUACCAGUGGUAUCCAUGUAAAAAUGCACCUGGAAACUAUUCAUAGAAGACUCUGAUGGUCCGCGAACACAAUGCUGAUGUCAUGUCAAGAAACCAUAUAAGCAAGGAAAUCCUGUAUGAAAGUGUGCUGUACAUGUAGAGCUAGCUGUGUGUUUGAAGAAUGAAGGAAUGCACUGUUGCUCCGGCGCCAUUACGACUGGCUAGGCAGGUGACAGUCAUGUGAGCUUCAUAUUUGAAAGACAGUGACAGUAAUUGGGCGUAGCUGUCAUUUGCACUAUACCAUGUCUGAGUAUCUUCAGUCUAUUUAAAGUGCCCAUAUUAAUGAAUGUAUUGCAAUUAUUUAUGUAUUUAUUAAAUGUAUUGCAUUAAAAAUGUUACGUGUACUGAAAUAAAUUUAAAGUACUGGCUCGCAAAGGCUGAAGGAAGGGUCCCCGCUAAACAACGCUCUCUCCUUUUAUCAUGUAUGUCAGUGUGGCGGUAAAACCGUGUAAAAACGCUCCUGACGUCACCAGCGCAGUGUAUGCGAGUGGAAGCGCGAGUCUGUGGGGAACAAAGGCAAAGCGUUGCCCGUUUUUGGCGCCUUGUGCGCGUGAGGGACCCCGGCGCGAGGGGCGCGUUGGUGGGAAGGAGCUUCACGCAGACCUUAACCAAAGUGUGCUCCCCGAGUUUGCGCACAGCUCGGACCAGUGUGUUUACUCUGUUUGUGUGUGUGUGUGUGUGUGUGUGUGUGUGCGUGCGUGCGUGCGUGCGUGUACUGUUGUGCCGGUAUUUUCACACGGAACCGGCAGCCGCAGAGAAAGCCCGCGGAAACUCCUGAGUCCUGUGAACUUCCACUACUAGUAGUACUCGGCUAGCGCGCGAGCAUUUUCAGUUCCUCAAAGUUCCUUAACCACUCCUCCCGUGUGUCCUUUAAAGAAGCGCGACCGGGAAACACAACACACACACACGGUGAGAGACGCGGGGAUGCUUUGUCCACGGACAGCAGGGACGAUGCUUGUCGCGCUCGCGCUCCUGUGUGUUCGCGGCGUGUGCGCGAGCCGAGCGCCCGCGGUCCCGCUGAACGACAGGCCGGUGAUCGGAAUCCUGACCCAGGAGACGGAGGACGAGCACAUGAAGCCGCUGGGCGGGACCUACAUCCCGGCGUCCUACGUCAAAUACCUGGAGUCGGGCGGCAGCAGAGUGGUGCCCAUCAGGCUCAAUCAGUCGCAGGCUGAAUAUGAAAAGAUCUUCAACUCAAUAAAUGGCGUGCUGUACAUCGGCGGGGCUGUCGACCUGUUCUCCUCAGACUAUGCCAAGGCCGCACGCAUCUUCUUCCAGCUCGCCCAGAAAGCCAAUGACAUGGGAGACUACUUCCCGCUGUGGGGGACCUGCAUGGGCUUCCAGCUGCUCACAGUGAUGGUGGCUGGAGAAAAUCUCCUAACCAACACUACUGCAGAAAACCUGGCUCUGCCUCUCAAUUUAACUGCAGAAGCCUGGUUCAGCCGGAUGUUUGAGAACUUUCCUGUUAAGCUUCUGAAGGCUGUGUCCCAGGAGCCUCUGACAGGAAAUUUCCAUCAUUAUGGACUCACUGAGGAGAAUUUUCGAAGAAAUGAAAAGCUGCAGCAGUUCUUUUCCAUCCUGUCCACAAAUGUAGCAGAGAACGGUGCUACGUUUGUUUCCACCAUGGAAGGCAGGCGGUACCCGUUCUACGGGGUGCAGUGGCACCCUGAGGUGAACCUCUUCCAGUGGAAUCCCCACUUCCAGUUCCCUCACUCUCCAAACGCUGUGCGUUUGUCAUCAUUGCUGUCCGAGUUUUUUGUUAACGAAGCACGGAAGAGUUUGCACCACUUCUCGAACCCGGAGGAGGAAACCGCAGCACUGAUCUACAACUACGCUCCUGUGUUUGUCGGCAGAUUUACUGCGUACGAGCAGUGCUAUUUUUUCUGAAGCGCAGGAGGACUGGGGGGACAAGAGAAAACAACAGUGUAAAGUGAAUGGUUGGAAGGAAAUUGGUCUUGACUGUGAAACAGCAAUAGCUGGCUGCACAAAUUUGGUCUAUUCACAGGAUAGUGAAGCAGAUAAACACUGUGAUGUGGGUGUGUGUCGUACUUCUGAGCAAACAGCGUUUUGUGAGUUUGAAAAGAAAAUAAAAUAUGGUUUUUGAA
Scleropages formosus (Asian bonytongue) is the source of this 2987-nucleotide messenger RNA. RefSeq names its product gamma-glutamyl hydrolase (gene gghl). The record is from RefSeq and is a predicted model, not a curated record. The transcript is spliced from 9 exons. Gene Ontology annotation, cellular component: vacuole. Gene Ontology annotation, molecular function: gamma-glutamyl-peptidase activity. Gene Ontology annotation, biological process: tetrahydrofolylpolyglutamate metabolic process. NCBI's taxonomy places the organism in Eukaryota, Metazoa, Chordata, Actinopteri, Osteoglossiformes, Osteoglossidae. The coding region runs from base 1807 to 2769 and encodes 320 amino acids.